CGACAAGGACGGUGUUAUAAUAUGUGCGUCCUUCACUUUGAUGUACUCACUGCCUGACGAAAACGUUUGAAAUUUUUGGAUCACGCUAACAUCUCAAAGCUACUGUUAAGGCGUUUAUGGAGUGUCAUAAUUAUAGCAGCUUUUGAGAGCAGGAAAACCUUGCAGGAGCAGCUGCCAUAUUUCUUGUAAGGUAACCCUUGCCUUACCUUUGUGGAAUCUUGCCCUGAGUCAGGUGGAAAUGGCAGCUCCAAACUCUGCAGAAAGAAAGGCCUGCUGGGAUGCCAGGGACCUGCUCUGGAAAUGUCUGGAUGACAACAAUGACAACAUUGCAGCUUGCCAGAGCUUCAAAAGCGAGUUUGAUAGAAACUGUCCUGCUCAGUGGGUCAAGUAUUUCACAAAGAGAAGAGACUUCUUGAAAUACAAGGAAAAGUUGCAGACAGAUGGCUUCACACCUGCUGAAGGCCCACAGCAGGCCUCCUAACCACCAGACAGAGGACAAUGAAAAGCUGCAAACUGGCCUACUUCUAGCCUUUUUGAUAUGUGAAGCAUCUGGAGAGAUUUCUUAUCUUACUACAGGAAGACUGUUUGACUAUGUCAUCGUCCAUGAGCUACAUUCACAUUUAUUUAUUUGUACAGAGAUAAUACUAAUGAAAAAGUGAAUGUUUGCUCCUCCACAUGGCACGUAUUGUAAGAUUCACUAAAAUCUGUUAUGACAGUGUCUAGCCUGGUAUGUCUGCAACUCCGUAAGAAGACAAUCAGGGUAAAGGCUGAAUUAUGCUGCACUUCAGCCAGUUCCUGAUAUUUGAAAAUAAGACAUAGUUUUUUACUUUGGAUUACUUUGAACAUGUUAAACUGAUGUGAUUUUCUGCGUGUCUGUUGAGUGUAAUUCCUCUGCUACCAUUUGUUUCUGUGUUCUCUGUGCCCUGAACAACAGAUUUCUUAUGCCUUCGUGUGGAUUGACCCGUUCAAUCACUGCUGGAACUUACUCGGUCAUCUGUAGUACAGUGCCUGAACUGGGCAAAAUCUAAAAUUGUGAUAAUGGUUUGUGGUGUCAUUUUCAAAUAAACCAAACUCAGAGGUUUUAGAGGUUUUAUUAUUUUACACACAACAUUUUAUAAUCCUACUCUAGUUGGUUUUUGAAGUGGAUAUGAAUGAACUAUCAAGGUAAACAGAUAAUUUGGGAAUAAAACAGCUCAUUCAGAAACAGGCAUGUGAUCCUUAUAUUACAAAUCUGCACGUAUGUACAAUGGAGUGUGACCCCUGGGUCAAAGGUCACUGUUGAAACAUCACAAAGAUGUAAGAAAUGUUCAGUAGAACUGAAUAAAUUACGUUUGCAAAACAUAGUACCUUCAGAUUCUGUCUACGCUUGGCUGUAUACUUGUUAUGUUGUAAUA
Messenger RNA from Sphaeramia orbicularis (orbiculate cardinalfish), 1394 nucleotides. RefSeq names its product cytochrome c oxidase assembly factor 6 (gene coa6). The transcript is spliced from 3 exons. Lineage: Eukaryota; Metazoa; Chordata; Actinopteri; Kurtiformes; Apogonidae. Gene Ontology annotation, cellular component: mitochondrion. The record is from RefSeq and is a predicted model, not a curated record. The coding region runs from base 239 to 481 and encodes 80 amino acids. Gene Ontology annotation, biological process: respiratory chain complex IV assembly; mitochondrial ATP synthesis coupled electron transport.